CUUAUAUAUUUAAAUAUUCAUUUAUGCAUUUAUAUAUUCAUUUAUUUAUAUAUUGACUUUAUUUCAAUUUUUCAUUAUUUGUUUAGCUCGAUUUUGAACAUUUUAUUUGAACUCGAACAUAUAAAAUACAUUUUUGUUACAUAUAUCUAUUUACGUUUUUAUCAUAUUUUUUAAUUGGUUUUUUUUAAUUGAAUAUCUUAAAUGAAAAGUUUAACAUAAUCUUUAAUUAUUUGAGAAAGAAUUAAUAUAUUCUAAAGAAACUAGUACUACAAGAGUUAAAACAGUGCAUACGACAACUUAAAAUCUAUACCACACAUAUGUUAAAUGUAUUUAAAUGAAAACAUGUACUACCUCCGUCCCCCUAAGUUUGAGACAAGAAAAGGUGACACAGUUAUUAAUAAAUUUGAGUUUAUGUGGUUGAAAUUGAAUUGAUAAAGUAAGAAUAAAGUAGGAAUGAUUUAGAACCACACAAACUUUACCAAAUAAGUUAUGAGACAAUCUUAGUGGGACGAACCGAAAUGAUAAAAUGGGACAAUCAUAACGGGACAGAGGGAGUACCAAAUAACUAUGAUAGUCCAGCGGUUCUUUCAUAGCUAAGGAGUGAGAGGUUUUGUGUUCAACUCCCACUAGCAACAUAAUUUUUUACUUAAGUAAACCAUAUCCGGAUUAAAUUCUAAAUUAAAACCACCUUAGUUUGGAAAAAAACUCAUGAAAAUUAAAUUCUAAGAAAUGGAUGACAUGACCUUGUGUCUUUUGAAACCCGUGAGAAACAAACUCACAUGUGUAGUAUAGGAGGGAAGCAUAUGCAUUACUAUUGUACUUAGUAUGCAUGUGAACUAAAAACAGCACCAGGCGACUUGGAGGUCACCAACGAAGUAUCUCUCACGUACAUACUCUAGCUAGCUCGCAUGUAUAGUAGCUACUACUUCCACUCUUGUAACCACUAACAUGCACCCCCCAAUAGGGUUGGCAGCAGUUUCUCUGCAACUUGCCUCCUUCAUCCUCCUCCUCUUUUCACCGCCAACCAUUGCCCUAAUUCCACCCAUUAAUGCUGCAGCAACCACUACAAUCACCAAAGGCACCAACAUCACGCAACCGGGAUGCCCAGAAACAUGCGGGAACGUCACGGUCCCGUACCCGUUCGGAGUGGGCCCGGGUUGCGCUCUCGACCCGAGCAUGCAAAUCGACUGCAACACCACUUACAAUCCUCCAAAGCCUCUAAUAGGAAUAAACGUUUGCGUGUACCACAUCUCCGACUCCCAAGUCUGGAUCUCCAACGACGUUGUUUACCAAUGCUACAACCGGAAAGGGGCCGUGAUCUCACAAGAUUGGGCGUCUACAACUUGGACCGAUUUCAGCAAUUACAACGCCUACACUUUCUCUGAUGAAAACAAGUUCACCGUUGUCGGGUGCGACGACGAUGGUACCUUGGCCGGAGACAACCUCGGAAAGAUGAAGCGUUUCACACAGGGCUGCCAAACCUUUUGCAAGAACCCAGAGGAUGUGACUGCCGGAAGCUGUGAAGGUACCAACGGUUGCUGCCAAUACACGAUCCCCAAGGGAUCCAAGUUUUAUAACUUGGUUGGAUUGAGAUCCCCGUCCAACCAUACUCAGGUCUGGUCCGGUAACCCUUGCGGGUACGCGUUUAUUGGGGAAGCCGGCAAGUUUAAAUUCCGGGGCUUCGAUGAUCUUAAAGAUCGUGAUUUUGUACGGAGGGUAAUGGAAAGCGUUCCGAUUGUACUGAAUUGGGGUAUUGGGAAUCUGAGUUGUAAUGUCGCAAAUAAGAGCGAUGGCUAUGCGUGCAAGGAGAAUAGUCAAUGCGUUGACGUUGACGAUGAAUCCGGAGGUUACCGUUGUGCGUGUAACGCUGGUUAUGAGGGCAAUCCUUAUCUCUCUCACGGCUGCAAGGGGGUUCGUAUACCAUACAUCCGGCUGUACGGUGAGCACCGUACAGCCGGCCCAAUUUUAGUGUUUUUAAAUUACUUAACUGUUGGCCCGUGCUCCAAAAGCCCAAAAUUUGAAAAUACCCGGUUGCGGUAAAAUAAAAUACAUGAACGAUUUUUUUUAAAAACAAAAAGCAACUGCAAAUCUCUCAAAAACCGCAAUCUCUUCGCACGAGACACAACUCUUCCCAACUACACCGCCAUAUCUGUAUCUCGACAUUAAUGGUGACCAGUUAAUCGGAGUUGUUGCUUUACGAGCUAGAAGAAGACGGGGAAGGAGAUCUGAGUUCCGAAGUGUUAGGUUUUGAGUACUAAGAACGAACAGAGCUAUGGAUCUCGUUUCAGAAUGGAACAUGCUUUCAAAUGCACAUGAAGAACACGAAAGUGCUGAAGCAUCUGAAAAGUAUGUAAUACUCAUUCAUAUACAUUUGCAUUUUGUUUCUUAGUUCUCAUUAUGUUAAUAAAAUUGCAUGUUCGUUAUUUUGGAGAAAAAACAUAUACAGAGUAUAAUUUAGAUAAAAGUCAAAUUGAUUAUUAAAAUGUUAUAAUGAUCAUUACCGCCCCUCUUGUGCUCAUAUUUCGAGUACAAUAAGACAACAGGUGUUUGUUAAGUACAUAUAAGCGUCAAUAUGUUUACUGCAAUCAAUUGUGUUUAGAAGAUGCUUGUUAUGAAAUGAUAUUACAUUAAAAUUGGUACAAUACUCAUCACGUGGUUUGUGAUACUCAUAUAUUUCUUAUUUAAAUGUUUAUAAAGUAACGAAAUAUGUGAUAUAGAUUUGACAUGUUGGUUACUGUAUAAUACUCAUAUUGUAAUCUCUAAUGCUCAUGUGUACUGCAAAUAAUUGUUACUGUAUAAUACUCAUAUUGUAAUCUC
Molecule: messenger RNA, 2817 nt
Organism: Cuscuta epithymum
Lineage: Eukaryota; Viridiplantae; Streptophyta; Magnoliopsida; Solanales; Convolvulaceae
Source: the annotation of a GenBank genome assembly